Anolis carolinensis (green anole) is the source of this 5774-nucleotide messenger RNA. RefSeq names its product Rho related BTB domain containing 3 (gene rhobtb3). NCBI's taxonomy places the organism in Eukaryota, Metazoa, Chordata, Lepidosauria, Squamata, Anolidae. The coding region runs from base 497 to 2335 and encodes 612 amino acids. The record is from RefSeq and is a predicted model, not a curated record. Gene Ontology annotation, cellular component: nucleus; cytoplasm. The transcript has 12 exons. Gene Ontology annotation, molecular function: ubiquitin protein ligase binding; GTP binding; GTPase activity. Gene Ontology annotation, biological process: proteasome-mediated ubiquitin-dependent protein catabolic process; regulation of proteolysis.
ACACUAGCAGCAGUGUACCACGUAGGCUCCUUCGGUUUGUGGGAUGCUGCUAUUCCCACAGCCACAUUUUGUUUUUCUCUCUGCUGAUCUGAACGUAUUGUGUUGGCUCUGCAGAAAUGCCGAGUCUCUCUUCCCUUUGCGGGUGUUAAUACCCUUUGUUGGUAGGGUUUACUGACGUCACGAGGCAAUGGCUGAGCCCGAAGCCAGGAGCUGCUGAGUAGAUGUGCUGAUUUCACCUUCACCAGUAGCAGCAGCAGCAGCAGCAGCAGGCUGUUGUCACAGAACUGAACCUUGUUUUGACUUGCAGAGAACAGGAUUGCUGGACUGGGCAUUGACGGCAAAGCCCCCCUCCCAAGCCACUGUGUCUCCAAGUGGACAAAUGAAACAGCUUCAGGAAAUGGAGGAAGAAUAAACCCAAGAGGCUUUGGAUUUAUAAUGCAAGCAGCUUUUGCAGGAUCCCUAGCCACCUUCUUCUCCUGCUUUGGGAUUUAAGACCAUGUCUGUUCGCAUUGUAGCCUUUGGAAAUGAAAGAGGUGGCUUUCCUGAGGAUGAUCAGCAGAGAAGUCUGAUCUGGACCUAUCUUGGGAGGAGUGCUCUGGUUUCAGAGACCGACAGCAGUUUGUUGCUAAACUCUGCCAACUACGUUAGAAAUCCUGCAUUCACUGAAUAUCAAGCCUGUGUGUUUGGAAAUGUCAGAUUGGUGGUACAUGACUGUCCUCUUUGGGAUAUUUUUGAAAGUGACUGGUACACAUCUCGGAACCUUAUUGGAGAAGCAGAUAUCAUUGUGAUUAAAUACUCUGUAAAUGACAAGUCUUCAUUCCAAGAAGUAAAGGAGAUUUAUGCACCACUGAUUAAAAAAGCUCUAAACCACUGUUCAGUUCCAGUCAUAAUUUCUGCUGUUGGUGCAAGGCAAAACGAAGUUCCCUGCACUUGUCCUUUGUGUAUCUCAGACAGAGGGAGCUGUGUUACGGCUUCUGAAGGGAUCCAGCUUGCUAAAGAACUAGGAGCUACUUAUUUGGAACUGCACAGUCUCAAUGAUUUUUAUAUAGGGAAAUAUUUUGGAGGAGUGCUUGAAUAUUAUAUGAUACAAAGCUUGAAUCAGAAGUCAUCUGAAAAAAUGAAGAAAAGGAAAAAAAGCCAUAAAUGCCCGGGAGUCAAACCACCUCAACUUGAUCAGCCAGAAAAAAUGCCAAUUUUAAAAGGUGAAGCCUCACAUUACGAUUCCGAUUUGCAUAACUUGCUGUUUUGCUGCCAGUGUGUGGAUGUGAUAUUUUACUCUGAAGACUUGAAGGAGGUAGCAGAAGCUCACAGGAUUGUUUUAUGCUCUAUUAGCCAUGUCUUCAUGCUACUCUUUAAUGUGAAGAGCCCUGCUGACAUUCAGGAUUCUUCUAUCAUUAGGACUACUCAGACCCUUUUUGCAGCAAACCAGGAAGCUUUGUUUCCCAUUUUAAAUCAUGGCUCAUCAUGCAAUUCACCAGUAAGAGUCAUUGUUAAAGACUCUUUCUUCUGUUCUUGUUUGUCAGACAUUCUGCACUUCAUUUAUUCAGGUGCUUUCCAGUGGGAAUUAUUGGAAGAACAUAUAAAAAAGAAACUGAAAGAUCCUGAGAGUGUUGAGCUUGUCCUUGAAAGAGUAAAAUGUAUUUUGAAAGUCCCAGGAAAGGUUAACAGCUCACGGAAUUGCAGAUCGUAUUUAUCAAAAAGACCUUUACAGUUAUGUAACAGCUCCCUCAGGCAUUUCUUUAAUACAACUGUAUUAGCUGAUGUCAUGUUCAAAAUCCAAGGUGCCACAGUGCCAGCUCACAGAGCAGUCCUGGUGGCUCGCUGUGAGGUAAUGGCAGCUAUGUUUAAUGGUAACUACAUAGAAUCAAAUAGUUUUCUGGUUCCAGUUUAUGGAAUUGCCAAAGACACUUUCCUGUCUUUUUUAGAGUAUCUGUAUACUGACUCCUGCUGUCCAGGCAGCAUCCUGCAAGCGAUGUCCCUUUUGAUUUGUGCAGAGAUGUACCAGGUGUCAAGGCUCCAGCACAUCUGUGAGCUUUACAUUAUCACACAGCUACAGAGCAUGCCCAGUCGGGAAUUAGCGUCAACAAGCCUGAGUGUUGUUAGCUUACUUCGAAAAGCUAAGUUUCAUAAUUCUGAUUGCCUUUCCAACUGGCUUCUCCAUUUUAUUGCUUCUAAUUACCUAAUCUUCAGUCAAAAACCUGAUUUUGAAGAUCUUUCAGUGGAAGAACGCAAUUUUGUUGAGAUGCAUAGAUGGCCAUCUAGUAUGUACCUGAAACAACUUGCAGAAUACAGGAACUACAUUCAUUCUCGGAAAUGCCACUGUCUAGUAAUGUAAACUGAAAAAGGACCCUUCUUUAUUUACAAAGAGGAGAGUCACAGGGCAGUAAUCAUGUCAGGAAUCUUACAACUUCACAAGAUGGAGAGCAAAUCCUUGUCUGAAUUCCAGUGAAAUGAUAUAUAUAUAUAUAAAAUAUUGCACUUGGUAAUGCAUAACUACUGUGCUUUUUAGCAGCAUGUGAAAACUGUUUGUAGGACAGCAUCACCAUUUAACCAGGAAGUGGCUCUGUUGUGCAGCUGGGUCUGAUUUUAUUUUUUUAAUAUAUAGAGAGAAAGAGACUUUUUUUUCUCAUGCUAUGCUAUUUCAGGUAUUUUUUAGAUGAAUAUGGUCUGUGGCCUUCCAGAGUUUGGACAGCAACAGUCUUAGCCAGUGAGUAGAUCAUCUCUGAUUUGGAGCCUGGAGUGCUAAGAUUUGAAGAAAACCUACCCCUUUUCCAGAUGGGUUUCUGUAAUUACCUUCGAGCCUUUUGAGAAUUCUGUAAAAGUUGUUAGUAGUGCAUUUCUAUUUGAGAAAUUCACAAGUGUAGCUGCCCCCAGUAGCUGCAUUAAACCUGUGUAGUAGUGUAAAAAUACAUAAAAAUAACUGAUGUUUAACUUCAUUGAGAUGUCUAACUGAAAUAGCACCAAUAAUUUAUUGCUGAUCAUGUUGUAGAAAGCAAGAGACAAUUGCAGAAUAGGCUGUUUUGCAUUUUUCUGUUCCCAUUGUAAUGUUUUUCUACAAAGUUGUUUUCUAAAUUAUUUAAGUAGAGGGCCAAAAAUUAAACUUGGCUAGAAGUCUAGGUUAGUACUUUCAAAGUAAAUAACCAAUUAACUUUUAACAUUUUCCACAUAAAUUCCUUUAUGGAAAAUGUUCUAAAAUUACAUCUGUGAAGGCAGGCUUCUCUGUCUGUGGGAAGGAACCAAAAAAGGCCUUGUGGUUAUUGUUUUGGUCCUUGAAAGAAAGGUAAGAGAGUUAGGAAUAACAUCUUUUACAAAGGCAGAAUUUAGUAAGAUUUAAAGGAUUUUUAAAAAAAUCUAAAUUAGGAUAAUUUAAAAGGUUCUCAAGCCACAAAAGACAAGCUCUAGCAAAACCCAAAGAAGUCUGUGGAAUGAGAAACGCUUGUCUAGAGGAGUGGCAGGGAAAAAUAACUGAAGAGCCAGAGUAUCACCAAUAAAAAGUGGCAUUGUGGGUCAUGUGAACACUGCCUUUCCUGGGCAGAUUGGAGUAUGAUCCAUGCCUGGGUGUCUUCUUUUCUAUGGAAAAUAAUAAAUAAUUAUGAUAAGUGAUCCAGUGCUUCAUUUUCAAAAGAGUACCUUAUGUCUCGAACUUCUCCAAGAACAUGAGUCUGUCCUUGCAAGUAUUCUCACUAGAAACCUGCAAGCAGCCUGUGUGCCAACAAAGCUAAAAUCCCAGAGGACUUGUGGUUUAUAUUUUGAAGUGCUGGGUAGGAGAAGGUAGGAUCCUGAAAGACUUUUCUGCUCUGGCCACUGCGGAUCCAAAACUUGAAGAUUCAGAGGAGCCUAAACACACUGCUCAAUGCCUUCUGUCAUCCCAUUCUCCCUUUCAUCUAUGACACUACUACUAUUCCCAGAGAACCUGCUCACCAGCAGGACAUUCCUGCCGCUUAUCAGUUCAUUUCAUGUCACACUGAACCAGUCAGACUGCAUUGAAACAGUGUGACUGGACUGUUUAGGAAGCAAACGUAUUAGAUGCCCUCUUAGGAAGAUGAAGGUGCCCCUCAUUGCCUUGUGAGGCUUUGUAUGUGUACCAUUGGCUUGUUUCACAAGAUCCCUGAACAAACAGAGACCUUUCAACCAGGAAAAUCUUGGCAUGCAUCACAUACUUUGGGACAAUGCAAUACACCAAGCUUGGCUUCUGUAUAACCCACAUAAUUCAUGUAAAUAGUGCUUUGUAUUUUUUUAAACUUCUGAUUCAUUUAUGAAGCUCUUACAUCCUCAUUAAUGGGAUUGCCAGUAUAUGCUUUAAAAAGCAUUUUUUGGUAUUUUUGUUUGACGUACUGUAACUAAUAUGCAAAUAUACAAAAUAGAAUCAAUCACAAGUUGUUUCUUUAAUUGUAAAAUUAAAAUACAUUCUUGGUACAUCAGUAGGGUGCGCAUGAAACUUUCCCUUUCAUUGCAGUGUUUACUUGCUUGCCAAGUAUGCAAACUCAAAAAUAGUUGGUAAUUCCUAACUUGCACUCGUUUCCUGCAUGUGCUAGAUAGAUUUUGCAUACUAUAGCCACAUUAAGCCACAAAAUAGGUUAAAUAAUUUAUUCUAGUGAUUUUGCUAUUUAAACCUAGGAAUAGUCUUCUUAAGUAAAGAGGUUUUGAAAUCAGAACUGGUUCUAGAAUAUUGGAAGUGGGUGGCCACAUGAUGAUGUUGGCUAUUGGCAUAUACAUAUUGCACUCUGAAUUUUUAUACUCUAACCUAAGUUUUAUACUUCAGUCUAGGUUUUAUGGCCUCUUGUGGUAAAGUACUGCUUGUACAACAGUGAUUAUCUAUAAAAUGAUGGAAAUAAGCAGAACCACUAAUGUUCCUGCAGAUGGCAGGAAUCAAAAAUAAUAAUAUUCACCAUCUCCUAGAUCUGAGAUAAAUUAGUGGGGGUUUUAAGGAGUGGAAACCACACAUGGAGCAUUUGUUUAUAGUGUUUGAUUCCCAUGUAGUUUGGUAUAAUGUGCAUUAGGUACAUACAUUUGUAAAACUUUAAAUUCUUUUUUAGCUUGAGUAUGGGAAAACCCACGAGAUACUGACAUACACAUUAUCAAUUUUUAUGUUUAUUAUUAGUAAUAGCCUGAGAAAUCCUUGCACAGCUUGAUCUACCAAGUGAGCCAUAAAAGUGGCACAGAGCUCACAAUUUCCCUGUAUUAUAAUCCCCUCUCAGAUUGUUAAUUGCUGCUAUUCCUUCCACAGGUAUGGAGUCAUGGUAUAACAUUCCUAAAGUUUCUCUUCUGAAGUUUCUUGGCCAAUUAAUACAGCCAUUCUCUGCCCAUCUAUCUUUAAAUAAACCUAACAAGUUCAAUUGUGUUUACUUCUGAGAAGAUACAUAUGUAGUUCAUUUGAAAGAAAACCUACAAUAACUUCGGCUUUUCCAGUAAUAUAGUUAUUAGUAAGCUGGCAGAGUUCACAUAUUGAAGGGAUUAUUUUAAAAGUCUAUUUUUAUAAGAGAAUCAUUUCAAAUAACAAGACUGUUAUAAUUUCUUAAAUGACGUUAUCACUACGUGCUAAUUUCAAACCAGUAUGACGAUUAUAGAGAGACAAUUCUAGGAUCCUCAUAAGAUUCUUUGUUACAGAACUGUCACACAGAGAAAGAUGUUUUGGGUAAAAGAGAUAUUUUAUUAUGGCAUGUGUUGAAAAUGUAAAAAUAAUUUCUGAAGUUAGAAGGUGCUUUUCAUUCACAAAAUUUUAAAUGUAUUAUUUAACACCACAUUAAAAACACAAUAAAACGUUUUUUUCUUAA